Messenger RNA from Caenorhabditis elegans, 799 nucleotides. RefSeq names its product Activin_recp domain-containing protein (gene Y6B3B.7). NCBI's taxonomy places the organism in Eukaryota, Metazoa, Nematoda, Chromadorea, Rhabditida, Rhabditidae. Bases 158 to 640 code for a protein of 160 amino acids. The transcript has 5 exons. The record is from RefSeq and is marked reviewed.
UAAAAUAUAUGUAGAUUCAAGAGAUUCAAUCUACGCAGCACAAGCAGCAGAAGCCGUCAACUUUUCACCCCCGAACUACUUAUUAUCGUGUCAAGUGGUUGUGUGCAAAACGAAGAGUAACGCCGAAAUAUCUUGAAGAAGUUCUAGGUGCCAUGGGAUGAUCUCCAGAAGACGUGGUAGCCGGAUAGUGCGAUUUCUGGUAUUUUUAUUGUGUUUUGAAGCAACCAUCGCGAUAACCUGCUACGACUGUCACUCUGACCAGGGAACGUGUAAUGAUGGAGAGUGCGAGGGAGUUGUGUGCAUCAAGAUGGAGACGGCGAAUAAGGCGGAUGGUGAGAAAAAUUACGGAAAAUUGGACACCACUUAUCGACGAACAAUUCACAAAACAUGCGGAGACGAGGCGGAGGAGAUGUCAUGUCAGCAGUCGGCGUUCGGAAGUAAAUGGAUGAGCCGAUGUGUAUGUGAUACUCCGCUUUGUAACGGGGAUCAGGCCCUAAUCGACUCAGGCCUGGAACCAUCAUCGGCCGCCCCACCAGCAGCUCAUUAUACUCAAUUCGCAUUGCUAGUCGCUAUCAUCGUAUUCGUCGGCGCCAGUUGCCUUCUGAUUCUGGUCGCCACAGUUUGUGUUCAAUUUUGUUAAUCUAUUCAAUUAUUAUAUACCUGACAAUAGCGUAUCCGUGCUUCGAGCGGAGAUCGUCGAUUGCCAUGUAUCGUUCCGAUUCGCACAUUCCCUAUAUAUAUAUAUUAAUAUUUAAAUAUAAUAAUAAAUCAAAUUCCCCUACUGUCGAUAAAAGUUCCG